AUGCGUUUCUCCGUCGUCCUCUCGCUCGUCGGCGCCGCGCUCGCCACACCCGUGCUCGAGAAGCGCCUCGACACCUCGACGCAUUGCGGGCAGUGGGACACGGUCACCGCGUCCCCGUACAGCCUGCUCCUUGACCAAUGGGGCUUGAGCGACGCGACGUCCGGCUCUGACUGCGCGUCUAUCACGUCGCUCAGCGGCACGACCAUCGCUUGGACGACGACCUUUGACUGGGUCGGUGGUACCAGCGUCAAGAGUUUCACUGACAUCGAGCUCACCUCGGGCGUCAACGUCCCGCUGAGCUCGAUUACCAGCGCGCCCUCGACGUGGAAGUGGUCGAUCAGCUCCUCAGGCACGGUCGUGGCGGACGUCGCUUACGACCUCUUCACGUCCGCAACAUCAGGGGGAUCGAACGCAUACGAGAUCAUGAUCUGGCUCGCCAACUACAACUCGGGCCCGAUCUCGUACACAUACAGCUCGUCCGGGUCGGCGGUCGCGAUCAAGACGGGCGUGAGUCUCGCGGGCUACACCUGGAGUCUGUACUACGGCUCGAACGGGUCCAACUACGUGUAUUCGUUCCUGCCGAGCAGCACGAUCACGAGUUUCAGUGGUGAUGUCAACUUGUUCCUCAAGUAUUUGACGAGCAACGGCUAUAUCUCUUCCUCGCAAUACCUGACCACGGCUCAAGCUGGCGUGGAGGCUACUUCGGGAUCUGCGACGAUCACGACUUCUGCGUACAGCCUAGUCAUCAACUCGUAGUUUAUAACCUUGGUCCUACCUCGCUGUUCGACAUGUAUACCUAUGUAUUCGACCCUUU
Punctularia strigosozonata HHB-11173 SS5 is the source of this 814-nucleotide messenger RNA. Its product is annotated as glycoside hydrolase family 12 protein. The transcript is spliced from 5 exons. NCBI's taxonomy places the organism in Eukaryota, Fungi, Basidiomycota, Agaricomycetes, Corticiales, Punctulariaceae. Gene Ontology annotation, biological process: polysaccharide catabolic process. The record is from RefSeq and is a predicted model, not a curated record. Gene Ontology annotation, molecular function: cellulase activity. Bases 1 to 756 code for a protein of 251 amino acids.